Molecule: messenger RNA, 1650 nt
Organism: Pongo pygmaeus (Bornean orangutan)
Lineage: Eukaryota; Metazoa; Chordata; Mammalia; Primates; Hominidae
Gene: TM7SF2
Product: transmembrane 7 superfamily member 2
Exons: 10
Coding region: 1-1473 (490 amino acids)
Biological process (GO): cholesterol biosynthetic process
Cellular component (GO): endoplasmic reticulum membrane; nuclear inner membrane
Molecular function (GO): Delta14-sterol reductase activity
Source: RefSeq, a predicted model, not a curated record
AUGGCACCCAGGCUCUGGUCUCGGUGGUCCUUCCCCGCAGGCAGGUGUCAGGACCCGCCUAAUAAACAUGUGUGGCCUCCCCCUCUCGCUUGCUGGGCGGGCCUUUCCGGGGGCGGGGUUUUGAAGCUGAAGCUUCUGAGGCGCGCGCGUCGGGUCCGCCCCCGAGCGCCGAUUGGCUGGUGUGCUGGGCCCAGCAUGGGCAGGGGGCGGUUCCACUUAAAAACCCUGGGACAAGAGCGGUCCUUGUCUGCGUUCGGUGUCCAGGCAGGCGCCGCGGCUCUGCUGCUGCUGCUGCCCGCCACCAUGUUCCACCUGCUCCUGGCGGCCCGUUCGGGCCCCGCGCGCCUGCUGGGUCCACCCGCGUACCUGCCUGGACUGGAGGCGCUGUGGAGCCCACGGGCGCUGCUGCUGUGGCUCGCCUGGCUCGGCCUGCAGGCGGCGCUCUACCUACUGCCGGCGCGCAAGGUGGCCGAGGGGCAGGAAUUGAAGGACGAGAGUCGCCUGCGCUAUCCUAUUAACGGCUUCCAGGCCCUGGUGCUGACAGCCCUGUUGGUGGGGCUGGGGAUGUCAGCGGGGCUGCCUCUGGGGGCGCUCCCGGAAAUGCUCCUGCCCUUGGCGUUUGUCGCCACCCUCACCGCUUUCAUCUUCAGCCUCUUUCUCUACAUGAAGGCGCAGGUAGCCCCAGUUUCGGCCCUGGCACCUGGGGGCAACUCAGGCAAUCCGAUUUACGACUUUUUUCUGGGACGGGAGCUCAACCCUCGUAUCUGUUUCUUCGACUUCAAAUAUUUCUGUGAACUGCGACCUGGCCUCAUCGGCUGGGUCCUCAUCAACAUGGCCCUGUUGAUGAAGGAGGCAGAGCUUCGGGGCAGUCCCUCACUGGCCAUGUGGCUGGUCAAUGGCUUCCAGUUACUCUACGUGGGUGAUGCCCUCUGGCAUGAGGAGGCCAUCCUCACCACCAUGGAUAUCACACAUGACGGGUUUGGCUUCAUGCUGGCGUUUGGGGACAUAGCCUGGGUGCCCUUCACCUACAGCCUGCAGGCCCAGUUCCUGCUGCACCACCCGCAGUCCCUGGGAUUGCCCAUGGCCUCCGUCAUCUGCCUCAUCAAUGCUAUUGGUUACUACAUCUUCCGUGGGGCGAAUUCCCAGAAAAACACUUUCCGAAAGAAUCCUUCUGACCCCAGAGUGGCUGGGCUUGAGACCAUCUCUACAGCCACAGGGCGGAAACUGCUGGUGUCUGGGUGGUGGGGUAUGGUCCGCCAUCCCAACUACCUUGGAGACCUCAUCAUGGCUCUGGCUUGGUCCUUGCCCUGCGGGGUGUCACACCUGCUGCCCUACUUCUACCUCCUCUACUUCACCGCGCUGCUGGUGCACCGUGAGGCCCGGGAUGAGCGGCAGUGCCUGCAGAAGUACGGCCUGGCCUGGCAGGAGUACUGCCGGCGCGUGCCUUACCGCAUCAUGCCCUACAUCUACUGAAGCGGCUCCACCACCCCAGGUGGGGGCAUGUGCCCACUCAUCCACCAGCACACCCAGGACCAGGAGCCUGGACACACUUGGGACUCAAGGGCUUGCACCCCACCCAGCCCUGAGCAUGAACAGCCUCAAAGAAGAGGUGGUUUAGAGCAAGGAAAAAAAUGAAACCAGUGACCAAAA